This is a messenger RNA of Australozyma saopauloensis, 351 nucleotides long. RefSeq names its product tubulin-binding prefolding complex subunit (gene YKE2). Lineage: Eukaryota; Fungi; Ascomycota; Pichiomycetes; Serinales; Metschnikowiaceae. Gene Ontology annotation, biological process: chaperone-mediated protein complex assembly; protein folding. The transcript has a single exon. The record is from RefSeq and is a predicted model, not a curated record. Gene Ontology annotation, molecular function: protein-folding chaperone binding. Gene Ontology annotation, cellular component: cytoplasm; prefoldin complex. The coding region runs from base 1 to 351 and encodes 116 amino acids.
AUGGCCGACAUCAAACAACAAUUCGAAGAGCUUCUGUUGGCGUACUCCAAGUCCCAAUCAUCAUUGUCUGAGUUUGUUGAAGCUAGAUCCAAGCUCGAAACUCAGUAUCAGGAGAACAAGAUUGUUCACGAAGAGUUAGAGGGAUUAGACGAAACAGCAAAAAUCUACAAAAUGACAGGGCCUGUCUUGAUGCCGCAGGAUUAUAGCGAAGCCAAGAUGAAUGUCAGCAAGCGUAUGGAGUUCAUUCAGGGCGAGAUCAAAAGAGUUGAGGAGAAACUCGAGACCACUCAGAAAGACAUGGAAACUAUCCGCGGAAAGCUCUUACAGGUCAGAUCACAAUUGCAAGGUUGA